AUGACAUGUCCAUGUGGUCAUUAUGAUUAUAUUGAUUCAACAGCAAAAACAUUGGCUCAUGCUAUGGCUUCUCGAUGUCCAGCAGCACUUCGUUCAUUUCUUGAUUGUAAUCCUAUGUAUUGGUGUUUUAUUCCUCUACAUUGGGAUGAAGCAGUAGCAGAAAAUGCUGCUAAUCGUCCAGGAACUUCUACUACAGAUCCCAAUCUGGAUGCUCUGAUAGCAGCUACUGCCGUAAACAAUCGUAGGGUGGCUAAUUAUCUAGAUAAUGUACCAUUACCACCAACUCCCUAUGCCUUCUCAUUUCGACAGCUAAAACAACAGCGUCUAUUUUUCGAACGAUUUGUUACUUCUUCCAUUCAUUACCGGCCUUAUAUCAAAUUGAAUUUGUAUAACAUAGCAAUUAUUGCCGUUUUACCAGAUGAUUGUUCAAUGAUACUACGAUACAUCAUCGAAACAUUAUUCAUUAUUCAUGGUGAAACUAAAUUGAAUAUGAUUUGUCCACUUGGUGGUGAUGCUGAAAAACGUUACGGUCGUCCGUAUAAUCUACAUUGGUGUGCUAAUUUGAAUCGUUCAUCAAUGUCAACCACGACAUCAACUCAGUGA
Rotaria sordida is the source of this 603-nucleotide messenger RNA. Lineage: Eukaryota; Metazoa; Rotifera; Eurotatoria; Philodinida; Philodinidae. The record is from the annotation of a GenBank genome assembly.